Messenger RNA from Lactuca saligna, 684 nucleotides. Lineage: Eukaryota; Viridiplantae; Streptophyta; Magnoliopsida; Asterales; Asteraceae. The record is from the annotation of a GenBank genome assembly.
AUGUGGGAGAGAGACAUGGUUAACAGAAGCAUCGAUCAAGAAAGAAGGCAGCACCAAGGUCGUUGCUACUAUCGCUCUCGACAAAACAACAGUUACAAUGGCCGAUGGAAGAUGGAAAAUAAACAAAGUGUCCAGACUGAGCUCAUAUCUAGUGAUCAAAAUGGGAAUAUCCGUGUAUGGGACUUGACUGCAAACCCUUGUAGUUGUGAGCUGCUUGGUAGUUGCUGUAAACAACAGAGGAACUUGUUAUGUCUGGAGGCUCUUACGUGGGACACAGGGCACCAACGAUGGGUAUGGGAUUGGGUGUUUUCUGUAGAUGGUGCUAAUCUCAUUACAAGUACCAGUACAUGUGGAUACACCACUUGUUGCAUCCUUUUCUCGAGUGGUGGAGAUUUUGAUGAAGAUGAAGAUGAUAGUCAUACAGAAGAAGAGAUAGAGAUGAAGAAUGAAGAUGAAGAAGAAGCAACUGGUAAAAUGGAAACUGCAACUGCACUACUAGUUAGCAAUGAAGUUGUCUCACUUUUGGGGUCAGCUUCAGAGACUCCGGUAUCCAACAUUCUUGAACCUGCUUUCUUCUCGAGUCUUCCAACUGUCCAUUCCAUGAUUAUUUUUGUGUGUAUAAAGGGACAAAGUCCUACUGAAGGUGGGACAAGGGGUGAGGAGGUUGGGCAGGGACAGGGGUAG